UUCCCGCCAAAAUUGGGCUUAAGCAUCAGUCGUGAAGUUCCUUGCCGAGUGAAAUAAGAAGCUAAUACCCACUUCAUUCAGCAUAAUAUUAAAAAGAUGAGGUAUCGUUGAAUAAGUGAAGAUUCUGCCAUCCAUGUAGAACGCUCAAACGACGAAUAAGACAGCAAGAUCUUGGAAAUACAAAGCAGUGUUGUGGCUGGCGAGUGGCUGACCCAACACACACAAUGACAAUCUCGGCAAGAAUUCGUCAGAAAGUGAGAGGAGCAGGAAGUGCCUCGAGGUUUGCUUGGCGUGGAAAGCCCAUUCAACCUUCCCGGAAAGAGCGACGGUUUGAAGACAAGACUUUCUAUAGGGGAUUUGUUCUUGGCUCCACUGGAAUAGAAGAAGGCGACUGUGUUUUCAUCAGGAAUUCAGAUGCUGUGGAUGCUGAAGACGUCAACAGCUGUGAUAUUGCCAGGGUUGUCAGGUGCUACGACAAUGGUGAACGAAAGAACAACAACCGGAUGCAAGUCCAGUGGUACUCCAGAAUUGAAGAUGUCAAGCCAAGUCACUUGAAAGACAUCCAGGAAGGCUUGUGUCCUCCUGAUGCUUCACUGGAGUUGGUGAGAGAUGAAAGACCAUUUCCAACUGACGUCGAUGCUGAAACCAUUCAUAGUCUUUGUUGUGUGAAAGAGGUAGUGUGUGGUGUGUCCCCAAGAAGCGUGUCUCUGCCUUGGGAGUGCCAAGUGCCAUUCUUUGUGUGUCGCUUCAGGUAUGCUGGGAAGAGGCCUCGUCUCUUGCCCAUUGAGAAUGUUCAAGAAUCACAACAAACUCCAGCUAAAAGGUUUGUUAUUAAAACUGCAUUUAUCUUGAACUACACAGCUUGUUUAUCUUGGAUAUUUCAUUGUACUUUUCCACUUUUCAGAAGGAAUACUCGCAGAUCUCUCGCUGUGGAUUUAAACAACAUUGAAACUGCCUCACCCAAAAGAAGGAUGCAAAAAACUUCUGAAGAGGAAAUGGGAAAAGAAAAUUUGGAAGAAAAAGGUUCAAAACUGACCAACAAACCUGAAACUAGAAAAGAGUCCAAGUCACCUUUGAAAGCCAUCAAUCGUGCAGCUCACAAUGAGAUUGCUUUGUCUCCGAGUCUCAAACGAAAAGCCUCAGAAACAGAGUUGUGUAAUGAAAGGAAGAAAUCUCGAUUAGCUUCAGAGUAUGCCGAAAAUUCACACAAAGAGAUGUCUCGAGUGAUCAGUGAUGAGGAUGCAACGGUGGUGGAAAGACACACCUCCUCUGGCCGCAAACUUAAGAUCCUUUGUUAUCGUAAACUCAGUGACGGUGUGAUUGACACAAAGGGAAACCCAACACCUUGGUCACCUGAACCUAAACCCACAAAGCCUUUACCAUCUCCAGAUGCAAACUCAAAGUCUUCACCUUCAAAAUCCAGAUGUUCAGUUGCUAAAAAUUCAUCUAUAAAGGAAAUAGGAAAGAUUCGUGCCCUGAAAGAUAAUGAAAUAGAUUCUAUAUUGGUCAGUGAUGAUAAUGAAAGUGAAUCUGACAUGGAUGAUGAUCAUGAAGACAAAAACUGUAAAUCUUCAAGCAAAAACACUAAAGUUUCUAUACUGAAAGAUUCUACUAGUGAUACUCUAAACAAUUCUCAUAAGCCAAUUUCAAAGGGUCACAAGAAUUAUUCUGAAGAGUUAGAGCCACUGCCUGAGAUGAUAACACCUAAGAAAAGUAAAAAGCACACUGUCAAGUCUAAAAGUACUGUCAAGAAGAGAUUUAAAUGUGAAGAAUGUGCCUUGUCAUUUUCCUCUCGUGCUGAAUUACGGGACCACGAUGAAGAGGAACAUGAUGAUUUCGAACCCAUCUCCAAAACUCCCAGCAGAGCAGCAAAGAAGAAGACUUCAGCUCGCACCCCAUCACAAGCUGCAGCAAGUCCCCAUAGCCGCACUGUCCCAAAAAUGCCUUCCCGGACUAACCCCGUGAUGCAGCCAGGCACCCCACUGGAGUUGGCCCGUGCCCGGCUACACGUCUCUGCUGUACCCGACUCCCUGCCGUGUCGAGAAAAUGAAUUUCAAGAUGUGUACUCGUUCGUUGAGGGAAAGCUGUUUGAUGGCACUGGAGGAUGCAUGUAUAUAAGUGGAGUGCCCGGCACUGGGAAAACUGCCACUGUGAGGGAAGUGGUGCGCCUUCUGCUACAGUGCAGCCAGGAUGGGGAUCUACCAUCCUUCUCUUUUCUGGAGAUCAAUGCCCUCAAGCUGACAGAGCCCCACCAGUUAUGGGUCCAGGUGUGGAAAGGCUUGACAGGAAGCAAAGUGACAGCAGAACAUGCUUCAUCCCUCCUUGAGAAAAGAUUUUCCACACCUGCACCAAGACGGGAUCCUACACUACUCUUGGUUGAUGAGCUGGACAUGUUAUGGACUCGCAAGCAGGAUGUGAUGUACAAUCUUUUUGACUGGCCAUCACGACCUGGAAGCAAGCUGGUGGUGGUGGCCAUUGCCAAUACCAUGGACCUGCCUGAGCGGAUCAUGAAGAACCGUGUAUCCUCCCGGCUUGGCCUCACCAGGAUGACUUUCCAACCAUACACUCACACACAGCUCCAGGAGAUUGUCACAUCUCGGCUGCUUGGCAUUCCAGCGUUUGAUCCUGGUGCAAUACAGUUGGUAUCACGAAAAGUUGCAGCAUUAUCUGGAGAUGCCAGGCGAGCUCUUGACAUUUGCCGUCGAGCAACAGAAAUUGCCGAAACAAGUAAACUGCCUCCCAGUCCGUCCAAGUCCCCCUUAAAGAGAGCAGCUCUGGUUGGCAUGCUGCAUGUUGAUCAGGCAAUAAGAGAGAUGUUCACCUCACCCAAGAUUGCAGCUAUCAGAAGUUGCAGUGUGAUGGAGCAGCUCAUUCUGAAGGCAGUGGUGGCUGAGUUCAUUCGCACAGGGGUGGAAGAGGCUCAGUUUGGACGUGUGAUGGAUCAGUUUGUCUCACUCUGCAGGUUUGACGGUAUGAAGCCUCCGUGCACAUCUGUAGUGAUGAUGCUUGUGAAUCACCUGACAUCUCAGCGCCUGAUCCUCACUGAGCACUCUCGCAAUGACAUCCUGAUGCGGCUGCGGCUUAACAUUUCCACAGACGACGUGUCCUACGCCCUGCAGAGCACUCCUGAGGCACGGUAAACUCAGACUCGUGGAGAUUUUUAUGUUGCUGUUUUUAAUCCAUACUUUUGAUCAUCUAACAUCAUCUUUUAUUUAAAAACUUCAAAUGAGAACAUGGAUGAAAAAACUUAUUGACUUUACAAGCAAUGAGUUUUUAUAUUGUGUUGUAGUAAUUUUAUUCUUUUAAAUAUUCUUUUGUGUCAUCACUGUAACUGACUUGUGGUCUUUCAUAUAAUUUAUUUUAAUAUCACUAAUUUUAUUAAGUUUUACUCAAUUUUUUAUUGCUGAUUUUAAAUACAGAACCAUUUUUCAUCCUUAAUAUUUCAACAUUGUAAAUAAGACAACAUUUGGCACAUGUAUUUGUACGAGUAUGUACACCAUUAAAGCCGAACAAUAAAA
Messenger RNA from Portunus trituberculatus (swimming crab), 3518 nucleotides. RefSeq names its product origin recognition complex subunit 1-like (gene Orc1). Gene Ontology annotation, biological process: mitotic DNA replication checkpoint signaling; DNA replication initiation. Gene Ontology annotation, cellular component: nuclear origin of replication recognition complex. Gene Ontology annotation, molecular function: DNA replication origin binding; chromatin binding; ATP hydrolysis activity. The transcript is spliced from 13 exons. Lineage: Eukaryota; Metazoa; Arthropoda; Malacostraca; Decapoda; Portunidae. The coding region runs from base 225 to 3140 and encodes 971 amino acids. The record is from RefSeq and is a predicted model, not a curated record.